UUAAUACCACAGCACACUAGACUAAAAUGUAUACAGUAUUGUUUUCACUCCUUCUGGAAACGACUAAUAAGGGGAAAAAUCUAAAAUAUAAUUUUAGGUUUAGUUCAGUUGGUUCAUAGUAGGCUAUGCCAGUACACUCUCGGAUCUAUAGGCCACAGUGUGAAUACAGACAGUAUUGUUAGUAUAAACAUGUAACAUAAGACUGAGCUUUUUAAUCAGAGUCAUUAAAUAAAUCAAGUCAUUCCUGUAAACUCAGAGUGAACGUUUUAGAAAAUAGGCUGUAUCCUUUAAAUAGCUUUCAACAGCACCAUUAACACAACUGAUCAUUAACAUGAAGCUGGUGUAAUAAAGCAAUGUGUUGUUAACAGUUAUGCAAUGCUCAGUUACGUUGUCUGAUUGUCUUUGUAAAUUUCCAAGACUACCUCACUGAAUACACAAUAUAGACACUAGUAACAAGAUUAUUCUGAAAAUGAUCAAUAAAUGCACAUUUUAAUUUAAAAGAACUGAUUGUGUGUAAUAAAAAGUAAAACUAAGUAUUUUUGUUGGUAUAUAAUAAAACCCUUUGAUGAAGAAUCGCACAUACAUUAUACAAUAUAUUUAUCACAUGCACUCACAUUAAGAGUCAUUGAAUGUUGAUAUCAGCCAGAUAACCAAAACAAAACAUAAACAGUACAUCUUAUGAAUAUUAAUUAAUAUAUAAUAUGAAAUAUUACAACAUUUUAAAAAGUAUAACUGGAUUUACUGAUAAUUGAGAGUCAUGCACCAAAAUCUUUGGCACUCAGUAGAUGAAGUUACCCUAUGAAGUAAGUUUCCAUCCAAGUUAGUUUCCACUGCACAAAUGUGCAUGCAGAGGGCGAGAAUCUCUCUCGCUCUCUCUCUCUCUCUCUCUCACACACACACACACACACAAACACAUACACUGUGGGUGGGUGUGUGAUGGUGAGAUAUUUCUCUCUUUUUUGGUUUGGCAAGGUUUGAAACAGUUCAUUACAAUUAAUCUCAUCAUGAUUUCGUUAUUCAUAGUUUUGCUGAUUAUCCUCAAGUACCAAACUGCUGAAGGUUUGGUUAACCCUGCUCCUAUAGUAUUCAAGGACAUAGGGCAAAAUGUGACCAUCCACAGUCGUGACAAAGAAAUAUCGCUUUAUGACACAUCCGUCAGCUGGUACCAUCUGAGACCGAGUGGAAAGAUGGAGCAAAUAACUAAUUUCUACCCUUACAAGUUAAAGGACGGUCGUUACAGGGGAGUGCUUCGCGUGGACUCUAAGGAUGCGCAUCUAACCGUCUCCAGUGCAACAAUCGGCGACUCCGGACGCAGCUUCGCCGCGGUGUUUUCUGAAAAAGACUUAAAACUGGGUUCCUCCACAGUUGUAGCCGUAAUAGAUCCCAAGAGCCUCCCUGUAAUGCGCGUCUUCCUCGGUUGCACAGGAACCAUUCUAUGUGAAUUGAAAGGCGGGGGUCCACAUUGGAGUGAUCCUCAGUGGGAAACAGAUGAUGCCAAUGACGGGCUGACGUUGUCGGAGGCCAAAGCUAAAACUUUUGUAGAUGAGCACGGCGCAUUCAUACAGUCCUCCAUCCUCUCUUUGAAAGACAGGAUCCAUGGUUUGAACUGUGUAUGUAGGCACAGCACUGGAGUCAUUAUUCGAACACGGGUCAUGCAAGAUAAUGCUGCUUCAGGCAAGGAUCAGUGCCAGCUGCUGCGGUACCUAUUUCCCCUGGCUGUGGUGCUGCUGCUGGUGACUGUGACAGCCAGUGUGCUGUGGGCCUGAAGACGGAGGAAGCAGAGCCCUAUAGCACAGCCAAUUCUGUGACCUGCUCGCUGAUAUUCGCCACAACGGGCAAGGACGUCACACUCCGCUGCCAGUGUUCCAAGAACCGGAACUGUCACGAG
This is a messenger RNA of Anguilla anguilla (European eel), 1888 nucleotides long. RefSeq lists its product as uncharacterized. The record is from RefSeq and is a predicted model, not a curated record. Lineage: Eukaryota; Metazoa; Chordata; Actinopteri; Anguilliformes; Anguillidae. The coding region runs from base 1005 to 1766 and encodes 253 amino acids. The transcript is spliced from 5 exons.